CUUUGACGCCGGCAGUCGCGAUGUUGCGGAGACUGGAUUUCAGCUUCGUGGUCCGCGGAGCGGCCCCUGGAGGGCGCAGUGCGCAGGCGUGAGCGGUCGGGCGCCGACGCGCGCGGGUCUCUUUUUGGAGCGGGAGUGAGUCCCUGGGCGAGGGGACCCGGCAGCGGUUGAUUGGGGGGCCAGUUGCUUCCACAGUCAGCCAUGGCAGCCCUGCGCUACGCGGGCCUGGACGACACGGACAGUGAGGACGAGCUGCCCCCGGGCUGGGAGGAGAGAACCACCAAGGACGGCUGGGUUUACUACGCCAAUCAUACCGAGGAGAAGACUCAGUGGGAACAUCCAAAAACUGGAAAAAGAAAACGAGUGGCAGGAGAUUUGCCAUAUGGAUGGGAACAAGAAACUGAUGAGAAUGGACAAGUGUUUUUUGUUGACCAUAUCAAUAAAAGAACCACCUACGUGGACCCAAGACUGGCGUUUACUGUGGAUGAUAAUCCAACAAAGCCAACCACCCAGCAGAGAUACGACGGCAGCACCACUGCCAUGGAAAUUCUCCAGGGCCGGGAUUUCACUGGCAAAGUGGUUGUGGUCACUGGAGCUAAUUCAGGAAUAGGGUUUGAAACUGCCAAGUCUUUUGCCCUCCAUGGUGCACACGUGAUCUUGGCCUGCAGGAACAUGGCAAGGGCGAGUGAAGCAGUGUCACGCAUUUUAGAAGAAUGGCGUAAAGCCAAGGUAGAAGCAAUGGCCCUGGACCUCACUCUGCUCCGUAGCGUGCAGCAUUUUGCUGAAGCAUUCAAGGCCAAGAAUGUGCCUCUUCAUGUGCUUGUGUGCAACGCAGCAGCUUUUGCUCUACCCUGGAGUCUCACCAAAGACGGCCUGGAGACCACCUUUCAAGUGAAUCAUCUGGGGCACUUCUACCUUGUCCAGCUCCUCCAGGAUGUUUUGUGCCGCUCCGCUCCUGCCCGUGUCAUUGUGGUCUCCUCAGAGUCCCAUCGAUUUACAGAUAUUAAUGACUCCUUGGGAAAACUGGACUUCAGUCGUCUCUCUCCGUCAAAAAACGACUAUUGGGCAAUGCUGGCUUAUAACAGGUCCAAGCUCUGCAACGUCCUCUUCUCCAACGAGCUGCACCGUCGCCUCUCCCCACGCGGGGUCACGUCGAACGCAGUGCAUCCUGGAAAUAUGAUGUACUCCAACAUUCAUCGCAGCUGGUGGGUGUACACACUGCUGUUUACCUUGGCGAGGCCUUUCACCAAGUCCAUGCAACAGGGAGCUGCCACCACCGUGUACUGUGCUGCUGCCCCAGAACUGGAGGGUCUGGGAGGGAUGUAUUUCAACAACUGCUGCCGCUGCAUGCCCUCACUAGAAGCACAGAGCGAAGAGACGGCCCGGGCCCUGUGGGCACUCAGCGAGAGGCUCAUCCAAGAACGGCUUGGCAGCCAGUCCGGCUAAGAGGAGCUCGGAGCGGAUGGGCGCAGACACCCGCCUUGUGUGUCCCCGCUCACACAAGUGCCAGAGCUGGGCUCCUUCCAAAUGUCCCUCCAACACAGAUCCGCAAAAGUGAAGGAAAUAAGAGCAGUCACAACACAGUGAAAAAUGUUAAGUACCAAUGCGAAGCAGGGAAUUCCUGGGGUAAAGUAUCAAUUUUCUGGGGCUGGGCUGGGCCUAAGGUCUCUUUGCUUUCUGAUGGCGGCCUGUUUGAAAGUAUAAGACCUGGUUGGUGUGUAGGUUCCCCAUCUCCCUGGAGAAGCACCAGCAAUUGUCUUUCUCUUACUGUUGAAUAGCCUGAGGUCCCGUCCUCCCAUCCAGCUAUCACCACGGCCACCACUGCAGCCAGGGGCUGGCUUUCUCCUACUUAGGGAAGAAAAAGCAACUGUUCACUGCUCCUUGCUGCAUUGAUCCAGGAGAUAAUUGUUUCAUUCAUCCUGACCAAGCCCGAGCCAGUUUAGCAACUGCUGGGGAGACAAAGCCCAGAACCUUGUCCCAGCCAGCCAGGAUGGCGGUGACACCCAGACGGAGUAGAAUACGCAGAGCUACCAGGUGGCAAAGUACUUGUCACAGACUCCCUCGCCAAUGCUAUACAAAAAAUUCUUUGUAACACAUUUUUCAAAUCAUUCCUUAGAUACCUUGAGAGGCAGGAAGGGAAGCAUGUGUACUUAAGAAUACGCAGGAUCUUUUGGGGGGCGGAGAAUAAAAAGUCAAUCCUGUUGUCCAUCAGUCACAGUCUCAGUUCUGUUGCUUUCACAUACUGCUUAAACUUCCUGCCAUGCCUCCCACCCUAUGCUUAAUAAAAGAACAUGCUUGAAUAU
Piliocolobus tephrosceles (Ugandan red Colobus) is the source of this 2303-nucleotide messenger RNA. It is a transcript of the gene WWOX, whose product is annotated as WW domain containing oxidoreductase. Bases 202 to 1446 code for a protein of 414 amino acids. The transcript has 9 exons. Gene Ontology annotation, molecular function: protein binding. The record is from RefSeq and is a predicted model, not a curated record. NCBI's taxonomy places the organism in Eukaryota, Metazoa, Chordata, Mammalia, Primates, Cercopithecidae.